Molecule: messenger RNA, 2539 nt
Organism: Salarias fasciatus (jewelled blenny)
Lineage: Eukaryota; Metazoa; Chordata; Actinopteri; Blenniiformes; Blenniidae
Gene: aif1l
Product: allograft inflammatory factor 1-like
Exons: 6
Coding region: 131-574 (147 amino acids)
Biological process (GO): ruffle assembly; actin filament bundle assembly
Cellular component (GO): actin filament; ruffle membrane
Molecular function (GO): calcium ion binding; actin filament binding
Source: RefSeq, a predicted model, not a curated record
CACGCCGGUGCCGAGUGGCCCGUUGAGCCCGAUUUGAACCGGAGUCUGAUCCAAAACAGCAGCGUCUGCCUCUGGCUCGGAUCUUUUUCUUCUGUUUUUCUGGAUCUACACAUCACACAUCAGCUGCGGGAUGCCUUCUAAUUUCCAAGGUGGGAAAGCCUUCGGGCUGUUAAAGGAGCAGCAGAGGCAAAAGCUGGAAGAAAUAAACAAGGAAUAUCUGGAAGACCAGAAAUACAGGGACGAAGACGACCUGCCUGAGAAGCUGGAACGCUUCAAAAAUAAAUAUGCUGAGUUUGACCUGAACGACCAAGGAGAGAUCGAUCUGAUGGGCCUGAAGCGGAUGAUGGAGAAGCUCGGCGUGCCCAAGACCCACUUGGAGUUGAAGAAGAUGAUCGUGGAGGUGACGGGCGGCAGCAGCAGCAACACCAUCAACUACCGGGACUUCGUCAAGAUGAUGCUGGGCAAGCGCUCAGCCGUGCUAAAGCUAGUUCUGAUCUUCGAGGACAAAGCCAGCGGCUCCCCCUGCAAACCGGCAGGCCCCCCUCCGAAGCGGGACAUCGCCAGCCUGCCUUGAGCGCGGACGUGGGCCGUCCAGACCGCUCACAAAGCAGAGGGACCGCCAGCGGCCGCGUGGAAAAACCUGUGGAGUGUUGUGUUGUCGUGGGACCCGUGAUCGAGGAUGUGAUCUUGUGAAUAUUAAGAUGUGUGCGAGGUUUCUGUUGUUUGGAAGUCUGAGCCCGAAAACCCCCGGAAGAAGAUGUUUGACUGUGAAUAUUCUUAUCCAUCUCUUAUUUUAUUUUAUUUUUUUUUUAUUAUUAUUUUCCUCCUCCACAGUUGAAAAUGUAGCAGUGGUAGUUCUUAAAUUUUGUAGUUAGAUGGUUUCAUGGUUUCUUUUUUUUUUUUUUUUUAAGGGAAGACUCGAAAUUCUCCACCGAUCGCUUUUCAUUCCUCGUUUGUUGGUUUUACUGUAGAGGCGCUUGUAGCUGAAUGGCGUGAGAGUAGGACGCUCUUUGACGAAGCACAAAGGAGAAGAAGCAGUUUGUUUUUUUCCAGACACGUUUUUUGCACUGUCCUCCGGUCUCGCGCGGAUUCCCGCCAGGCUAAUCUGGGUAAACGUCUCGCUUUAGAUCAGGUGCCAGAGAAAACAGGCCCCGGCCCUCUUUUCCUCUGUGGAACCGGCAGCAAGGCCGCUGCCGCCGCCGCCUCGCCGUCUAAAUCCCUGACGACACUCGGUUGCGUUUUUGAAUAUUCGGUCACAGCGGUGGAAGGAGAAUCAGAGGAAGUGGGCCGCGGGACUUUUCAGCGUCGGCAGGAGGAUCGAAGAGCUGCACCGUCGACUCCGUGGUCGAUCUGUGAGGUUUAGCACCAGUUGACAUUGGAAGGAGUGUGAUUUACAGACACACACACACACACACACAAGCGGAGCAAAUGUACAUAAUAUCCUCCUCACAGUACAAUCAUAUUCUUUCCAAGUGCCUCAACACGCAGAUACUGUAGAGCUCAAACACGCAGUUGGAUGGAGAAGGGAGUGCAGUUGUCUUCGCUGGUCUAUUCCACAAAACCACGAUUUGAUGUCCUGGUAAUCGUUUUGAUGAUGUUUUUCAGUUGCAUUGAGAUGUUUUUUUUCUUAUGGAUCUCCACGAUUAUCUGAGUGAGUGAAAUUCACGAGUGAUGGAGUUUUUAAAUGUAGAUUUCUGUGUAUUUUCCUCCCACUUUUCGUUCCCCGACCAUUCCUUUAUGUCAGCGCAAACAUUUCUUCUGUUUAUUGGGUGAUCUGUCUUGCCCACGGUUUUAUUCUUCCCCGCCUCGCGCUGUUUAUCGGCCGGCCAUCCAUCUUUGUUUGGCCGGUCUUUGUUGUCCUCUGAGUUCUGUAAUUUGUGCCUCCAUUUUCAUCUCUCCCGUGUAAAGUUUCUUCAUGACUCACCCCAUUUACUGUCAACGUUUUACGCAGUUAUGUUGUUUUCUGCUUUCCAUCGGGGAGGCUUAUUACCUAUUUUAGUGUUCUUAAGGUGCACAACGUCUGCCGACACCAAAGGAAUUAAAAUGUGUUUUUACACUGGCCUGUUAAGGGUUUUUAAAUUGCUCACUGUGGUAACGGGGAUAUCUCAGAAAAUUGUGAUAUUUAGAAGGAAAAAACAAAAAAGAAGUGAGUUUUAUGAGUGUAGGAGGAGGAGGGUGUCGCGCCACACGGGGAGAUCAGAUGCAGUAAUAUUUACUCCUCAUCUCGAGGCGAGCGUCCUUGACCUCGUGCAGAUCGGCCGUCCUUUAAGCCUGCGAAGAUUUAAAUUGAGUUGUGAAACGAUGGCACUGCAGCAGAUCUCUGAUGUGACUGAUAAACCUGUAUGUCUCCAUGUUGCAUGAGUAUCACUCCUUCCCCUCCCACAUGAAGAUGUGUGUGUGUGAGUGUGUGUGAGUCAUUGGUUUCCACUACUGUCUGAGUCACUGUUUCAGUGUACUGAUGCUUUUCUUUCUAUAUUUGUUCCCUUAUUAACUUUUUAUGUUGCUUCAUGUACAUGCGUGCACAACACUCGAGCAAUAA